Messenger RNA from Ruditapes philippinarum (Manila clam), 7291 nucleotides. RefSeq names its product myb-related protein B-like. Gene Ontology annotation, cellular component: nucleus. NCBI's taxonomy places the organism in Eukaryota, Metazoa, Mollusca, Bivalvia, Venerida, Veneridae. Gene Ontology annotation, molecular function: RNA polymerase II cis-regulatory region sequence-specific DNA binding; DNA-binding transcription factor activity, RNA polymerase II-specific. Gene Ontology annotation, biological process: regulation of DNA-templated transcription. The transcript is spliced from 16 exons. The coding region runs from base 178 to 2409 and encodes 743 amino acids. The record is from RefSeq and is a predicted model, not a curated record.
AUCAACCAAUCAACAUCCAAUUGGAAUACACAGCGCGCAAUUCAGUCUUCCGCCAUAAUAAAUUAUUGAAAAACUGCACCUUUCUUUACAAUUUUAAUAUUAUAUUUGUAAAUGUAUGUGUUUUUAGUGCAAAUUACAGUUUAGAAAUGUAUCACCGUGGAUUUUUGCGGCGCAAAAAUGAACGACAACCCCGAGGAUAGUCUUUCAAUAAAGAGUUUCUACAGUAGUGAUGAAGAUACUGAUGAUGCUGUAGAGUCAUAUGUUCUAGCCUGUCAGCAAAUAAAUCCUCAUAAGAAAAUAUUAAACAGGGGACGUUGGCUUAAAGAAGAGGACGAGAAAUUAAAACAAGUUGUUGAGCAAGUAGGUAAUCAAGAUUGGAAGCUUGUUUCUAGGUAUUUUCCUGAUAGAUCUGACUUGCAGUGUCAACAUCGCUGGUAUAAAGUACUCAACCCAGACCUGAUUAAAGGACCUUGGACACCAGAGGAAGACCAAAAGGUUUUGGAAUUGGUGAAACAAUUUGGUGCAAAGAAGUGGACAAUCAUCUCCAAAUAUUUAAACGGAAGGACUGGAAAGCAGUGCAGAGAAAGGUGGCACAAUCAUUUAAACCCGGAUAUAAAGAAGUGUGCUUGGAGUGAAGAAGAGGAUAAACUGAUAUACAAAUUACAUCAAACAUUAGGCAAUAGAUGGGCAGAAAUUGCAAAGUUCCUGCCUGGAAGGACUGAUAAUGCUAUAAAGAAUCACUGGAAUUCUACAAUGAAGAAGAGAUAUGAAUGUGAGCUGGACUCUGACAUUAAAGAAUGUGAAUCAUUCUUACCAUUUACACCUGGACCAGUUGAGUUAGGGCACAAUAUAAAACCGGUACAGAUAAUGUAUGGGGGACAAGAGUUGAAACCUGUCCAGCUUUUCAGCAGUUCAAAGAAAGAAAUAGUUGAGAGGCCUAGUUUAAAACCCAUGCAACUUUUUCAAAAUGUUUCAAGGGAUGUAGACAAUGUGACAGUCAAACAGAAAUGUGAGGUAAAAUGUAAUGGAGGUUUUAGUGGACUUAACACAUUGGACCUUGUCAGUGGAAUAGAUUCUGAUACAGGUGUCACCCCUAUCAAGUUUACAGCAUUGGAGGAAAAAAAAUACAGGUUUGAUGGACAUGAUAUCAACAAAUUAAAAAGUCAUGUAUCGUUGAUUCCUAUAACAUCUCCUGUCACAUCCAAGUUCACUGCCCCAGCUAUACUACGUAGGAAAAGGAAACAUGCAAGUCACAAAAGAAUUUUACCAAAGAGCAAUAUUAAGGAAUCGUUUCACACCCCAGAGAGAAUGGAAAUGAAAGAGCAGUUUUCUAGGGUGCGGCCCUCUGAGGAUAAAGAGAAAGAAAAUGUAGAUCCAGGCAGAAAUUUGUUUCUACAAUAUCAAAAUAAUUCUACAGUGACAGUGAACAAUGACAAUAGUUACGAGGUUACCAAAAAAAAUCAAAUAGGUGAUGUUAUGCAAGUUGAGAAUUGUGACAAAACUGUGCCGAAUGUUUUAGAAAAUGAAAGUACUGGAAAUAUUUCAAGUGGCUGUGAACAUGACUUUCCUAAACGAGGAUCUUUAACACCAAAAGGAACACCAAUAAAAAACCUUCCAUUCUCACCAUCACAGUUUUUAAAUUCACCUGAAAUACCAUUUGGGAAGGUGACAUCAACACCAGUGUGCAGUAAACUUGCUUCAUCAACAUCUGGACAUGGGUCAAUACUAAACACACCUGAUGUCAAAGUUACUGACAGUUCUAGUGAUAAUCAUACACCAGUUGUUCCAAAGAUAUUUUACCAAGCCACACCCAGAACUCCAACUCCGUUCAAGAAUGCCUUAGAGAUGAUUAGACAGUCGCACAUGAAUAAACUUAUAAGUCCAUGUCAGCUAGAUGAUGUGGAGGCAAUGAUCCGUGAAGAUACUGGCUAUGAGGCAGACAUGUCAACUUCAGAGUUUGUUGAUCAUAUCAAUGCUUCAAAGAAACAAAGCAGAAUGCCUUUGAGAAGGGCAAAGCAGUCAUUGAAUCAGAAAUGGCCAGCCAAUACAACACCAUUUUACCCCAGCACAGACUCACUACUUCUAUCUCCUGAAACACCUAGCAAAUCUUUGAUUGGAGAUACAAGCAUUCUGUUUUCUCCUCCAUCUAUUAUUAAAGACACUUUACCAGACCAGGAGUCAGAGGAUGGUUUUAACAUGCCAAACAGAAAAAAUACGUCUAAGCUGUUCAAGAAAUCCAGUAAAAAGAUUCACUUCAGUAAGACACCAACAAAGCCCAGAAUUAAGCUUGAUACACAGUUUGAAGUGGUGGCUUGUGGACGAACAGAUGACCAGCAGCUGAUGACAGAAUUAGCCAGACAUAUCACAAAAAUGCAUAAACCUCUCGUACCAAGAUCUUUAAAACUUUAAAAUAGUGAAGUGUUGUAUUUGCUGAAACAUUUAAUAGUAAAUUCUGAUAAAAGUUAAGUACAGUGGAGGUUUGCUAGUUUGCUUCCGGCAAGCUUUCAGUUUUCUUGUUAGAUUAUUACAAACUUUGGAUAUAACUGAUAAGCUUGUAUUAACAUAUUUUCUGUACAACGCAUAUAUUUAAAGAUGUGUUGAGAUAUUUUUAACAUUUGGGUUUUGUGCUAAGAGAAUGGAGACUGUACUUGAGACUGAAUAUUGAUAACUUUUUAUCUGAAUUAUAGAUUUAGCCAAGAUUUGAUUGUGUGAUAUACAGAAUGUAAAAAAAUGAUUCUACACAGUUACAUUAAUGAGGUUGUUAUCAAAAGUGGUUAAUUUAACAGAUGAACACCACAUGCAGUGCUUUUGUUUUCAUUCUUGUGUUGAAGAUACAUGGUGACUCUAUAAAGGUCACGGUCACUUUGUGUUUAAUGUAAAAAAUUUGUCUGCUCAUUAACAGUAAUACUAUUUGAAAUACAUACUUGGUAUAAUUCUGACAUCUCAUGUUUAUAUUUAUGCUGUGCAUAAAACUAUAUAACAAAUAUUGGGGAUUUUACAUCACAGUAUAUUUUGUAUUAAAUGUAUAUUAAAUUGUAUAUUUGUCCAAGAUUUCAUGGAUUAGCUGAUAUGUUUUACAGAACUAGGCCAGCCUAUACAUACAGGUAGUCUGUCCUGACACUAUACUGUUGGUAACUUUAUAUUUUGAUAUUGAAAUCCCUUAAACUUUAAAUGGUCAUGUCCAUUCCACAAAUACAGUAGGUUAAGGUUUAGGAAAUAAUACUGUUUACAAAAGAAAGCUCUGUUAGUUGGUGCAUCUAUGUAUUGUGUAUAUACAUGUAGCAGAGGAAUAAUAUAUUACAUAAAUUAUACUGUAAGGAUAUUGAUAUGUAUACAUAUUUGAUAUCCUUCUAUUUAGAUAUGUUUUCUUAAACUAUGAAAAGGCACUAACUGAUUAUAUAUAUUAAAAGGCACAUUAUGCCUAAAUAAUUAAUACAUUUUUAAAUUGCCAAACAUUAGUUUACUAAUGUUUAAAUUGUCAGAUUCUAAUCACCUGAAAAAAGUAGUGCUGAAUGUAACAUUAUUAUGUCACUAAAGUAGCACAUUGUAAACAAAGUAGUAUUUUGACUUCCAUACAAAAUACUAAUUUCAAAAUUAAACUAUACUGAUCGGGGACCAUCAACCGGACACAUUUUGAACAUUUUCCCAUACAGAUUUCAUAAUUUCAAACCUAGAGACCUAAAAUUUAGACACAGUACAGUUUGGUUACUAACAAACUUGUUUGUUUAUUUCUGAUUAUAUUGACACUUAUAUCUGAGGCUUGUCAAGGCGGGUAUCAAAAUUACCUAAAUUGUCUACACUACAGUACCAUGUGUCGGGACAGAUAUGUACAUGACAUGAUUUAAUUCAGAUAAAAGCUUGGGUGUUUUAAUUUUUGAUUUUUAACAUAAUAUACAAUAUUUCAGAAACAAAUGCUGAAGUUUUGGAUAUUGUAUUUUUUACUCUGCAAAUGAUUAUAGCUGGUAUGUGAGGUCAGGCAUUGCUUUCUUGACGCCCAAAUUUUGACGUCAACAUUCUUGAAAUAGACAUUAAAAUAUUACCAUUAACGAAGGUUGAAAUAAAUUCAUUUACUUAAUUAUAGAAGAAACAUACAUUUAUUGUUGAUAAAAAAGUUAGACAACCACUGAACAAAGAAAAUACUAAAUUAAGCAUUUUCGCGGCCGUCCGGGUUUGAUGGUUGUCCGGUUUUGGUGGUCCUCAACCAGUGCCUGUACUAAUUGCCAAUAGCAACAGAAACAGAAGGUGGUUUACGUGUUUCUCCAAUGAAUAAUUUUUUUUUGAAACCCGGACACCAAUAAUAAGAUGCUUUUGGAAGAUGAAAAUAAAAGCCUUUUUGGGGCAUAAUGGGUCUUUAUAAUAGGAAUGCUGAAAAACUAGUUUUGACAGUACUUUUUGAAGUCAGUGUUAAAAUUGACAAUAAUGAUAAAUUUGCAUGCCAAUAGAUUUGUUUGUUACUGUUUUGUUGAUGCUUUAUAUUUUGAAGUUUUAUUUUCUAUUUGAUUUUGUGCUAUUCAUACAAAAAUUUUAUUUUAUUUUGUUGAAAGGUAUUAUCUUUAUGUUUCUUAUGUUAUGUAUAUCUGAUGAAAAUACAUGAGGUAAUAAGUGUAAAUUGAAUAUUUUUCUGAUAGAUUUUUAAUGAUGUAUAAGAUUUAACACGUAUCCUGCAGGAACCAUAUGUGAUUAGCCUUUGCCACCAAUUUAGAGCCUGGCUAGGUGUAUAAUGUGACCAGGCACUAUACUGCUAAAAGCUCAGAUAUAGUAUUUUGAUAUUGAAAUCCCUUAAACUUUGAAUGGACUGUUCCAGCAGGUUAAAGGUUAAUUAGUUAUGUAAAGUUUAGAUAAGGACACUGUUACCUGUAUACUUAGAUAUAACACCUUUAAAUAUAACACUAAUAACAUGUAUGCUGACAUGACCUUGACCUGUAACAUAUUUUGGAUUUUAAGAAGAAUUUUGCAAAAAAUUACAUUCUUAAAUACUAAGAUUCUUUGACAAAACAUUUAUAUGCACAUCAUGAAACACUGGGGUUAUGUUAUUUCAUGACAAGUAAGUGUAUAUAUAAUUAUAGGGAUAUUAUGGCCUAUUUAUAACAAAAUCAAUAGCAUAUUUAAGAUACACUUGCUCCUCACUGCUGUGGGUUCGAAUCCCGAUAGGACUUGGAUUUUUUUCAUGUAAGGAAGCUUUCCAGGUAGCUUACGGACCGUCGGUGGUUCUAUUUGGGUGCUAGCUUGUGCCUGAAAUAAUACACGAAAGGGCACCUGAGGUCUUGCUCUACCACUAAAGCUGGAACGUGACCUGUACUGUGUCGGUGUGACGUAAAACGGAAUCAAAAAAUCAACAUUCUCUUUUAUUACUGUAAAUAAAGUUUAAUAUGUGUAAUAUAGAAUCAUUUUAUGUAUAUGAAAUACUAGUAUAGGGAAUGUCGCAGUCAGCAGUGUCCUUGUGACUUUAAACCUAACUAUAUGAAAGGGGGGGGUAUGUACAUCUGUUCACAAUUUACCUUGAUUGAUAAGAUGUCUCACUUUAAAGUUCAUGAGGCAUACAAGUCAUUCUGACAUUUCUUGUUUUUAUUUUAAUAAUAUAUAAAUUAUAUAUAUGUUGUAAAUAUAUUUAUAUUUUGUUAUUUAUUUUAGAUGUCAUUUUACUUUAGGAAUAAUUGGUUGUUUUUAGCUCACCUGAGCAAUGCUCAGGGUGAGCUAUUGUGAUCGCCCUGUGUCCGUCGUCGUGUGUCGUGCGUCGUCAACUUUUAACAUAAACAACUCUCCUCUGAAACCAAUGACUGCACAUCAACCAAACUUUACAGAAAUGAUCCUUGGGUGGUCCCCUUUCAAAGUUGUUCAAAUGGUUCCGGUCUGUUGCAUAUGUAGGUCACAGGGCCAGAAAAGGAUUUCAAAAAACACAAAAUUAAAAAAUCUUCUUAUCUGAAAGUACAUGGGCCAGAGCUUUGAUUUUUGGUAUAUGGUAUCAUCUAUGGGUCCUCUACCAAAGUUGUUCAAAUUUUGUCCCUAGUGUCAAAAUUGGCCCCGCCCCGGGGGGUCAUAGGUUUUUCUAAUUUGUAUAUAGUAAAAUCUAAAAAAAUCUUCUUCUCUGAUUUGGCAAAGGCUACAGAUAAGAUAUUUGGCAUGAAACAUUGUGUAGUAGACCUCUAUCAAGAUUGUUCAAAUAAUGGCCCUAGGGUCAAAAUUGGCCCCGCCCAGGGGGGUCAUUGAUUUUCAUUACAUACAUAUAGUGAAAACUUGAAAAAUCUUCUGGUCUGAAACUAAAUGGCCUAGAGCUUUGAUUUUUGGUAUAUGGUAUCAUCUAUGGGUCCUCUACCAAAGUUGUUCAAAUUUUGUCCCUAGUGUCAAAAUUGGCCCCGCCCCGGGGGGUCAUAGGUUUUUCUAAUUUGUAUAUAGUAAAAUCUAAAAAAAUCUUCUUCUCUGAUUUGGCAAAGGCUACAGAUAAGAUAUUUGGCAUGAAACAUUGUGUAGUAGACCUCUAUCAAGAUUGUUCAAAUAAUGGCCCUAGGGUCAAAAUUGGCCCCGCCCAGGGGGGUCAUUGAUUUUCAUUACAUACAUAUAGUGAAAACUUGAAAAAUCUUCUGGUCUGAAAGUAAAUGGUCUAGAGCUUUGAUAUAAGUUCUAUGGUAUCAUCUGGAAGUCCAAUACCAAAGUUGUGCAAAUUUUGUCCCUAGUGUCAAAAUUGGCCCCGCCCCGGGGGGUCAUAGGUUUUUCUAAUAUGUAUAUAGUAAAACAUAAAAAAAUCUUCUUCUCUGAAUUGGCAAAGGCUACAGGUAAGAUAUUUAGAGCUUUGAUAUUUGGUCUAUGGUAUCAUCUAUAGGUCCAAAACCAAAGUUGUUCAAAUUUUGUUCCUAGAAUUAAAAUCAGCCCCGCCCUGGGGGUCAUUGAUUUUCUCUAUAUGUAUAUAGUAAAAACUUUAAAAAUCCUCUUUUAAAGAACCCAAAGAGCUAAAGCUAAGAUAUUUAGCAUGAAACAUCUUCUAAUGGGUGUCUACCAAGUUUGUUCAAAUAAAAGCCCUGGGGUCAAAAUUGGCCCCGCCCCAGGGGGUCAUUGAUUUUCCCUAUAUGCAUAUAGUAAAAACUUAUAUAUAUAACAUAAACAACAUCUCCUCUGAAACCAAUGACUGCACAUCAACCAAACUUUACAGAAAUGAUCCUUGGGUGGUCCCCUUUCAAAGUUGUUCAAAUGGUUCCGGUCUGUUGCAUAUGUAGGUCACAGGGCCAGAAAAGGAUUUCAAAAAACACAAAAUUAAAAAAUCUUCUUAUCUGAAAGUACAUGGGCCAGAGCUUUGAUU